CGUAGAUGCUUAAAUACUCCUUAUGAUUCACAGAGCAGAAAGCAGGUGUAUUGAUAACGUUUUUUAAAACUUCUGAAGAUAAGGAUUUCAGCCAAUCGUUUAAAAUUAAGAGGUUAUAUCCCUAAAGCAAGCUGGAAUUAAUAAAUGCACUCCUUACUCGUGCAUACAGUAUGUCUGAUGUUUGGCUGUUGUAUCUGGGAAUGUGUUUGUGGUUGUGGACAAUUGCCCCCGCCAUUGAUUUCUGGGUGUCCAAAACUACAGAGCCAGCAGACCUGAGAGGCCUUAGAGGAAUACCUCAUAAAUCUAUAGGCCCAUGCUAGUUUUUCACUCUGGUGAGAAAGAGGGAGGACAUGGGACGGGAGAGACGAGGAGGGAGAGAGUGACCAAGAAAACUCCAAAGAACACAGACACAACAGUCUUCUAUCAAACCAGGGAGUCAAAUGGAUCUGACGUUCAUCUGCGAUGCAUCAAAUCAUUUACGGAGGUACAGAGGAGCAGCAGUGAGGCACUAACACGGAUUGUUUGGAUAAUGCAAAUGAGCUUUACUACAUAGGUGUCUAUAUACCGGUAGAAAUCUAGAAGAGAGACAAGACACAUUUUGACUGAAUAUAGUACAGCUGUGGAUUCAACCCUACUUGAUCCAAUCCAAGAAGAAAACAACCAAAACUGGAUAUGUACUGUAGUCACACGAGUGGACACAGAUUUCUUUUUUUCAUGUAUUGAAAGUGACAUAAUUAAUCCCCAUAGGGAGACUCUUCCUGGAAAUGUCAGCAACUGAAGCCUCGCUCAAGCACACCUCGGCACUGCAGGAGUUUGCCAUCAGAGACUUUGAACGCAGUUCACCAAGUUGAAAGGCAGUGUCCUUACUCACCCUGUGCCACCCUGAUUUUGGAAAAACAUAGGACCAUAGCUGUGUGGAGGACUUUUUUUUUUGUGGGGAUAGGCAGUACAAGUCACAGGAGGCUCUGUAGUUACUGAAGCUGCUUGCCAUGUCCAAUGUGGAUUAACACAGGUGUCACCUAUUGCCCGUUUCUUGGAUUUUGCUUCAACAGUUUACAGGUUUUAACAAAAUUCAAUUUAUGACAAGUAAUGUUUGCUUUUCACCUGGAUUUCUUGGGACAUAUUUUCAAAAAUGACUUGUCUUUACAAUCAGCUGCCAUCUUCACUCUGUGCUCCGCAUCACAGCAGGAAAUACCAACUUUAAAACCUUUUUCCAAUUUAAUGCAGGAGCCAACCAUCAGAUAAAUCUGUGUAAAUUGGCCUGACCUCUGCCCUUUGAUUGUGAACCUGCGAUGAACUGCACUCCUAAUGCCACCAUCACUCCACAGCUGGGACUAGUCCUGAGCCCAGGGCCUGGAGAUGGAGGGUCCCAGGAAGGUGGUGGUGGUGGUGGUGGUGGUGAAGGCAGCGGGGACCUUUGGGUGACAUUCCUGCUCGGUGCCACACUGAUGAUCAUGUGCGCCAUGGGUGUGGCGGGCAACACGUACACACUCAUCAUUACCCGCUCAGCCGCCUUGCGCCGGACAGGUUCCAUGUACGUUUACAUCAUCAAUCUGGCUCUAGCAGACCUGCUCUACCUCUCCACCAUCCCCUUUGUGGUCUGCACCUACUUCGCCCACGACUGGCUGUUUGGCGAGGCUGGCUGUCGCAUCCUGCUGAGUAUCGACCUCCUCACCAUGCAUGCCAGCGUCUUCAUUUUGGUUGCUAUGAGCCUGGAACGCUACCGUGCCGUUGCUAGGCCCUUCAGCGCCCACAGGUCCUCGUCCCGUAAACGAAAGCUAGCGGCAGGGAUUAUCUGGGGUUUGGCUUUUGUGCUAACGCUUCCCAUGAUGGUGAUGAUCCGACUCAGGGAGGGCAAACCAACUGCCGCUGGUUUGGUUAAGAGGAUAUGCUUCCCUACCUGGACCCCUGAGGCCUUCAAGGCUUAUAUCACAGUCCUGUUUCUUACAAGUGUUUUAGUUCCUGGAUUGGUAAUCGUCGGGCUGUAUGUGGGGCUAGCCGGCCGCUACUGGGCAGUGCAGGCUAGUUUAGGAGGUAGCAGCCGGUCUGCCCGGAGGAGAGGACUCAAACAAAAAGUCGUGUCAAUGAUCUUUAGCAUCGUAAUGGCCUACUGGGCGUGUUUCUUGCCUUUCUGGGGAUGGCAGCUAGCCAGACUGUUCUCUCCAGAGUCUCUCAAAGCUUUGUCUCCAGCUGCUCAUAAUUAUGUCAAUUUCUUUGUCACGUGUCUGACCUAUGGGAACAGUUGCAUCAAUCCAUUUCUUUACACUCUUCUGACCCGGAACUAUAAAGAUUACUUGGCCCAGAAAGGUCAGUCUGUGGGUUCAAGCAGGGCUGACCCCGGGUCAGCUGUAACUUUGCCACUGCAGGACCUUUAGUGGAUGAAUAAGUGAUUACUGAGCAUAGACACUCGAGUGAGAAAAGGUUAGUAACUGUCAAUGAGCCUAAGAGGGGACAUUUCUAGUAAUAUUGUAGGCUACAAAAACUGGAAAAUGUCCUUUUUGUGAGACACUUUGUACAGACUUUGUAAAUGCUGCAAACAUAUGCAGUACGUUGCCAGCUCUGUUGAGAAGUUUAACCAGCGCUGUUAAGGAUUUGGAGAAAUUACGCACAGCAGGUGGAUGUUUGCUAACAUGAAAGUCUGACUGCAAUUCUGGUUGGAGGGCAAACAGCACACAUGGCACAGUAUUUGAUUUGUGUUCUGUAUUAUAUAAUCUAACACUUAUCCCCACAUGUACAGUACAAAUGCCUGUCUAACAAUCUCCAAUUCUGCUGUCUUGGCAUUGAUGAUAUUAUUCUGACAAAUACAGAUUGGAUAGGAUUUUUAAACUACUGUUUAUUGGGUUUAAAUGUGAGUUGUUUUCCAAAAGAAAAAAAAAGUUUAAAUUGGCAUUGGUAGUUCUGAAAAUAUUUUGGAAUAAGAAUAAAAAAAAUAAAAAAAACUGCUUUAGUUUUUCCUUUACUCUCCUAUUUGCCAUCCACCUUACGCACCCAUAUAAACACAUACAUGUAAAGGAUAUUUCAUCUUCUUCCGUGGAAUGUGAUUGCAUCGUGCCACAUUCCUCAGCCUCGAGCCACGGCUUCUUUGAGUCCUCCUGUAAAUUGUCUCUGUAAGAAUGUACCUCGUCUCACGUCGUAUGGUCCCUCUUUUUGCAUUAUGCUAUUUUAUCCUCUAUUAUUUGCUCUAUCCUUACAGUUAAGUCCCUAUUUGGCCACAUUCAUGAUUCUUAUUUAACUUACAGUUCAGUUUAAAAAUUUUCUGCUUUGUUUUGUUCACAUAGCCAUGUGGCCAAUGUCUAAUACCAGUAUCAACAUGUCACCCUUUUGUACAAACUUGCAUUAUAAAAGUAAAUACCGCCACAGACGUCCAGAUAUAUGCAGAUAAUA
This is a messenger RNA of Sander lucioperca (pikeperch), 3384 nucleotides long. Its product is annotated as urotensin-2 receptor. The transcript has a single exon. Bases 1293 to 2375 code for a protein of 360 amino acids. Gene Ontology annotation, cellular component: membrane. The record is from RefSeq and is a predicted model, not a curated record. Gene Ontology annotation, molecular function: urotensin II receptor activity. Lineage: Eukaryota; Metazoa; Chordata; Actinopteri; Perciformes; Percidae. Gene Ontology annotation, biological process: neuropeptide signaling pathway; blood vessel diameter maintenance; regulation of blood pressure.